Molecule: messenger RNA, 672 nt
Organism: Suillus subaureus
Lineage: Eukaryota; Fungi; Basidiomycota; Agaricomycetes; Boletales; Suillaceae
Exons: 3
Coding region: 1-672 (223 amino acids)
Source: RefSeq, a predicted model, not a curated record
AUGUGUCCUGCUCUUCCACUUGAGAUCCAGCAGAAAAUCAUAGCUCUUGCCAUGCAUGACAGAGAAACCACUGCAGAAAACCUGAGAGUGUCAAAGCAGAUAUAUCCAUGGCUAGAGAGAUUAAUGUAUAAAAUGAUCAUUCUGUAUCAUGAAGAGACAGUCAAACAAUUUCUGGAUUAUGGGUCACCUCUGUGGCAUGCCUUAAAUGCCCUCCCACUCAAGUCACUAUUGCUUUCUGUGGAAAUUGACUUCACAUCAUCAAGUGGCAAAUUAAAUGUGUUCCAAAACCUGACACAUUUCAACAUCACCAAUGAUUGCAUGCUCAAUAAACCAAAUGUGGCAUUAGAGGGUCUUGUUUCCUUGAUGCACCUAUGUGUGGUGCUCAUAUUAGGCAGAUCUGACCCUUUGGCAGUUAUUCACCUCGUCAGUAAUUCACAUCUACAAUUACUGGCAUUUCGCAUGAAAGAUGUGCACCAUAGAGUGAAGUGGUUCCUGGAUGAGCAUGAAGUCAUUGAUCAUUGGAUUGUGUUUUUGCCCAUGGAACUAGGGAACUGGGCUCAGCUGGGUCAGGGUGACAUGUUGAUUUGGGAGUUGGCAGAGGAGCAGGUGAAGCUUCCAAUCCCUGAGAGUAGUGAGUCUUUCACUUCAAGUAUCAGCAGUGGACUAGCCUAA